Megalobrama amblycephala (Wuchang bream) is the source of this 5708-nucleotide messenger RNA. RefSeq names its product insulin-like growth factor 2 mRNA binding protein 1 (gene igf2bp1). Gene Ontology annotation, biological process: nervous system development; regulation of gene expression. The record is from RefSeq and is a predicted model, not a curated record. Gene Ontology annotation, molecular function: mRNA 3'-UTR binding. Lineage: Eukaryota; Metazoa; Chordata; Actinopteri; Cypriniformes; Xenocyprididae. The transcript is spliced from 15 exons. Gene Ontology annotation, cellular component: cytoplasm; cytosol; nucleus. The coding region runs from base 1626 to 3416 and encodes 596 amino acids.
UUGUUGUAAUGGACGGGAAGCCAUUUUCUCACAGUGAGCCGGUACUGCCGCCACGUGUACAAUUUCAGAGGCACGUAACAAAAGUAACCGCUUGAAAUUCCCAUCUGAUUUGCGUUUAACUCAUUUGAAUGGGAAUUUGAGGUCGGAUUUUUCAGACCUGAGUAUAUAGCUGGAAAAAGCCUCGCAAAGAAACAUCAUACACGGGGUGUACAUACAAUAGGCAAUGCAACAGUUGCUCACUUCCUGUUGGUAGGCGGUAUCCUCGACUCUAGGCCCUGCUGUCUCAACCCCCCAUUUUGAAUCAGUUGUUGGACCUUCUCAUGUCUCGUUUGGGCGCAACAUGGAGGUGAGCACGAGAACUUUCGAGAUCUCAGUGGAAAUGAGUCUCUUUGGUUUCGGAGCUGACCUGAUAAAGUAAAACUGGAUUCUGCGUAACCUGCAUGGCCAAGUUCCCAAGAGCCGCAUUAAAAAGGAUACAAUGUUUCAAUAAAACCAUGCAUUGAAUAUGUGUGUUACUGCGUAGUAUUUACUCCUCCUCAAAAAUGUUUGCCAUAAACUUUGGUUGUAAAACUACUCUAAUUAAAUAUUUUACUUAACCACCCUGGUCGUGACCCACAGCUAACAAUAUCAUAAAGGCUACUAGUUUUAGUAUUAGAAAUGCGCGUUUCAUGAUCAACUCAAGUCACUUGCGUAAUGCAUUGCAGACCAUCAAGCGAGCAUGAAAAGGGUAACUACCAAAAGCAAAGCAACAUCACAUAGGGGUUUAUCUGCAUGCAAGCUCUCACUAAAUGUAAAAUUACACUAGCCUAAAUGGCUUUUUGUCCUAAAUUGUGUCUCAGUGGAAUAUGAAAAAUUCUGGUGAAUGUAAAAAAAAAAAAAAAAAAAAAAACGUUAAAAGAAAAACAGUUUACGUGACGUAAAGCACAUAAGUAAAACUGGAGCAUGUGUGGGCUAGUAUGCAAUGCAUGCAGGAGAUAUACGGUGCAAUGUACAGAGAAUGUUCCUGUCUUUCCAAGCACAACCAGAUUGAGAGAGGGAGCGCGCACGCACGAGAGAGCGGAGGACCGGCCCCUUCUCUAGCUACUCUGACACCACGUGGUUUCUUCUUUGCAAACAAAAAAAAUUAGUAAAUUCGACUCGGUUUUAGAGGCGGUGCCAUCGCCAAGCGGUAGGAUCUGUGUGACAGUGCAGGGUACAGCUUUAGGUUGAGGGGCAGCGAGAGGAAAGAAUUUCUCCCGAUCCCGCUAUAUACUCGUACCACUAUUCCAUCGUAACAAACAUCAGCUUAAUUCAAACUGUUAUCAUUUCUACACCGUACUGGGAAUUCGCGAAGCUUGCUACAGUGAAGAAUAUUUGCCACUCGCCUGCAGGACUUAAUCAGACUACAACGUUACUGUUAGUCGAACUUUCCCCAUUUUAUUUUGGAUUGUCUUGCAGUUUGAUUUUUUUUUUUUUUUUUUUUUUUUUUUUUUUUUUGUCCUUCACGUUUUUAAUUCCAACCGGCUGACAUUUACAUGAUUUCCUAAUCUGCGGGUAUUUUAGUCCUUUUUCAAAAUUAAGAGCGUUUUUGCGGAAAGUUUUAUUUUCAUUUCUAUUUUUGGGGGGGAGCGUUACAGUGUUUCACGAUGAACAAGCUAUACAUUGGAAAUCUCAAUGAAAACGUGACCGCAGAAGACUUGGUUAAAACCUUUGAAGAUUACAAGAUUCCAUACUCUGGACAGUUUCUCAUGAAAACUGGCUAUGCGUUUGUUGAUUGCCCGGACGACCAAUGGGCAAUGAAAGCGAUUGAAACAUUUUCUGGUAAAGUGGAACUUCACGGCAAACGCAUUGAGGUCGAACAUUCUGUCCCUAAAAAGCAGAGGACCAGAAAACUUCAGAUCAGAAACAUUCCGCCACACCUACAGUGGGAGGUUCUUGAUGGUCUGCUUGCCCAGUAUGGAACUGUUGAGAACUGUGAACAAGUGAAUACAGACAGCGAGACUGCAGUUGUGAACGUCACAUAUGGGACACGAGAGCAGGCUAGACAAGCUAUUCAGAAGCUCAACGGUUACCAGUUUGAGAACAACGCCCUGCGUGUGUCAUACAUCCCCGACGAGAACUCUGAGGUCGACUCUCAACGAGGCCCAGACAAUGGCCGUCGUCCCGGAUACGGUCCACGAGGAAACUCCCGCCAGAUGUCGCCUGGUUCGGGAAUCCCCUCCAAACAUCAGCACGCUGACAUCCCUCUCAGACUGCUGGUGCCCACACAAUACGUGGGUGCCAUCAUUGGCAAGGAGGGCGCCACCAUCCGUAACAUCACCAAGCAGACCCAGAGCAAGAUUGAUGUGCAUCGUAAAGAGAACGCAGGUGCUGCCGAAAAGCCCAUAAGUAUCCAUUCUACCCCAGAGGGCUGUUCAGCUGCCUGCCGCAUGAUCCUGGAAAUCAUGAACCAGGAGGCCAAGGACACCAAAACUGCUGAUGAGGUUCCUCUCAAGGUUCUUGCUCACAACAACUUUGUUGGACGUUUGAUUGGCAAAGAAGGACGCAACCUGAAGAAAGUGGAACAGGACACUGAUACCAAGAUCACAAUUUCACCACUGCAGGAUCUGACCCUUUAUAACCCAGAGAGGACCAUUACAGUGAAGGGCUCGAUCGAAGCGUGCUGCCUGGCAGAACAGGAGAUCAUGAAGAAAGUGCGGGAGGCAUAUGACAAUGACAUCGCUGCCAUGAAUACUCACCUGAUCCCUGGACUAAACCUGGGAGCCAUUGGUCUCUUCCCGCCAUCCUCAGCCAUGCCGCCUCCUGCCCUCGGAAACUCUGUGCCUGGUCCUCCCUAUGGCCCUAUUGGGGCCUCUGAACAGGAGACUGUCCAUGUGUACAUCCCAGCCCAAGCUGUGGGAGCCCUUAUUGGCAAGAAGGGGCAGCAUAUCAAGCAGCUAAGCCGUUUUGCUGGAGCAUCUAUUAAGAUCGCACCUGCAGAGGCUCCAGACUCGAAAAUGCGAAUGGUCAUAGUGACGGGGCCACCUGAGGCCCAGUUCAAGGCUCAAGGCAGAAUAUACGGUAAGCUGAAGGAAGAGAACUUCUUUGGCCCCAAAGAGGAGGUGAAGUUGGAGACGCACAUCAAAGUAGCAGCUGCAGCAGCAGGAAGGGUCAUCGGAAAGGGCGGGAAAACUGUGAAUGAGCUGCAGAACCUCACCGCUGCUGAAGUAGUGGUUCCCCGAGAACAAACCCCUGAUGAACACGACCAGGUCAUCGUCAAAAUCAUCGGCCACUUUUACGCAAGUCAGUUGGCACAGAGGAAGAUCAGAGACAUUUUGACACAAGUCAAGCAGCAGCAGAAAGGAGGUAUGGGAGUCCAGCAGGGGCCCAAUCCACAGGCCAUGACUGAGCUGGGGACUCCGCCGCAGGGACUGGCACAAGAACCCAGGAGGAAGUGAGAGGCCGGUGCCGCUAGCCAGUCAGACGGACAGACGAAUGGGAGGACAAAUGAGCGGACUGACUGAGAGAGAGAGUGACACACAGACCCAGCGGUAGACAGGGAGAAAUGAGCAGCAAACUGAGAGGGAAUUAAAAAGAGAACAAAAGACAAAAAAAAAAAAAAUAUGCCUGAGAGAGAAAGAGGACACAAGUUUAGUGAAAAUGAACAAGAAAAAAAAAAAAAGAGUGAUUUUUCUAAAGAAGAGAGAUGACUAGAAAACAGAGACCAGAUGCCAGGCCAGGUGGAGUGACUGAGGAUGGCGAGGAGGUCCGUCAGAGCGGAGCGCCCUCUGGUGAGAGCUUUUAUUCAUAGCCGCUUCUUAGGAAUAGGGCAUAAUGAUGGUCCCGCAAAAGUGUAUUCCUAAAGGAUUUCAGUUACAUAGGACCCUCAGCCAUCAGCAGUCACUUCCGAAUUUUAACUGUGUGUUUUUUUAAAGAUAGAGAUAUAUGUAUAGAAAUGUUUAUUCAGAGGUAUUAUUAAUGAAAUGCAGUGAGGUAGAGAUGGGAGACCGAGAGAGCAGAGAACCAGUCGCAAUUUAUUAGUGGGCGUGGUCACCAAUCAGGUGACUUCUCCCUACCUAUCAGAGAUGAGGGGAGGGGCCAAAGUUGUUAACACUGCUCUUGAAGUCCCCCACGCUAAACUGUGGGGGUGACGAGAUGAAAAAAAAGAUGAAAAAAUGAGGUUGUAAAUAUAAUCUUCAUGACUUUAAGUUGAGAUGCUGCACGUUUAACCGUCGGCAAUCGCGCACCUGGUUUGAGAGGGUUGCUUGCAGCGCUAUUCGGAGGCUUCCCUUUCAGGCCGCGUGCCGUUUGGCCGGCGGGGCGUGCGGCGAGAGUUCAGUAAGCGUGUGGGCUAAAGGUGACCUCUGCAGUUGUAUUGCAGUGGAUCAGCUUUUUAACUUGCGGAAGGCCAACGUUUCCGCCCUAAACCACGCCGGCGAUGAUCGCUGCAGCGCCGCUCACACCUAAACGGCAUAUUUUAUAUAUAUUAUAUAUAUAUGAUAUGUGAGUUAACCUGGCCCCUCGUUGCAUUGGAGCAGGCAGGCGAUGAAAUGGAGCGUACCGUAAUUUCAGAAAACUGACAUUGAGCAUUUUUUAAAAAAGUGUUCUCUUUUAGGAACGUGUGAUUUUCGUCAUCUGUAAACCUGGUCUUCAGACGUAUUGUUCUGUUUUUCCUGAGAAUAGAAAUGCUGUAAAAAUAUGCAGAGACCGAAUCAAGUAAGGACAGUCGUCCUGAAUGCCAGGUUUGAUUGACAGGUACAGCCUCCACAAACCUGCCUUUAGGUCAAAGGUCAAGAACAGGUGAUAGCAAUAUGGUUUCUGUGCUCUCUCUCGCCCACUUUGUUUGACAUUUGCCGAUGAGGUUGCCAGGGUCCUGGCCUUUCUCACUGAACUUAGAACAGAUUAGAUAAAAUGAAUUAAGAAAAAAACAAAAAUACUACCUCAGGGUAUUGUUACCUCAGUAUUCCUAAUUUCGUUCUUCUUUUCUUUUUUUCUUUUUCUUUUUUCCCCACUUUUUUUUUUUUUUUUUUUGCUUGCUGGUGUUUUAUAUAAAAGCUGAUGGUCUUGAAUAUUUUAUUUUUUUAAGGAAGAAAUAUUUUAAAUUUUUUUCCCUUUAUUUUCUUUUUUGGUAUGCGUGUAUGUGAGAGUGUAAUUGAGGUUUUUUUCCCCUCACCUGAGCUCAGAAGGACUCCCAGGAAAGUGAUGAAUUGUUUUAUGAGUCUCGCCUGGGGGUCUUUGAAGAUUCACACUUGAAAUCAUUGGCCAAUGGAACGUAGGACAGAUCUUACCAUCUCUUACUGGUGCAUAAUGAAUGUUGCCAUACCACAGGUAACUCAUUUUGAUGCAAAUGCGUAUGUUUGCUGUACAAGCUGACUAUGGAAAACUAAAAAUGGCCUUUUCUUCUAACUUGUGCCAUUUAUUUUUGCACCUGUGGUGUGAUCUUGAUCAUUCUGCACUUUGACAUCAUUGGUUGGCUUACUUGAAAGGGCUUGACUUGCUCGAAAAAAAAGCAUGUCGACCAUCGUCGGCCCUAAGACACCGAAUGUGAAGCAUUUAACAUCUUUCUCUUUUUUUCUUUUGGAUGGAGUCUCGUCCUUCUCCAUUGUCCUGUGCAAGUGUGCGUGAGUGUGUUUUCUAAUUGAGUUUAAGUGUUAAAUCUUUUUUGUUGGGGAAGUGGUUUGGGUGUUUUAAAAAGGCAGAAAUAUAGAAAACACUCUAUGGCCUCGGUCAUACUCAUUUUUUUAAACUGA